CUAAUUUCUCCUUUUUUCUCCCCUUACCUUCACUUCUUCCCGAUGCUCGAAACUCCGCGAGCCUAAUCGACGUGCCGAACGCCCUUCCCAUCUCCGUCUCCUUCGCCGUCCCUCUUCAUUUCAUGCACGCCGCCCCAUCACACUCCGGCGUCGCCCGCUCCGCUCCGGCCUCGCACUCUUCUUCCUCUUCUUCCUCCGCCCACCCGUCAAUGAAAUGAAACUGCCAUCACUACCACUACCCGCCGUCCCCGAGAGGGCAGCCUCGCUCACGUCCCUGGUCUUCGCCGCCAUCCUCCUCGCCGCCGCCCUCAUCAACCAUCUCAGCUUCACGACCGACCCUUACCGAUGCGGCGCCCUGCUUCGGAGGGGGAGCUGGCUCGACCCUCCCAACGAGAAGGGCGACCGCGCCCCGUUUAGGAACUGGCAGCCCGACGGCUGUAUGCUGCGCAAGUACAACAACGACGACAUUAGGCACUGCAUGGACGGUCGUCAUAUGGUGUUCUCGGGCGAUUCGACUACCCGGCAGGUCUUCUGGGGCAUGGCUCGUCUACUAGACAGCCCGACGGCCGACCAAGCGCGCAAGAAUGCCCCCGCCCACUCGAACUACGACAUGACCAUCAACGGCGUCCGCCUCGUCCAAAUAUGGAACCCCUAUCUCGACUCGGGCGAAGCCAACCGCAACCUCACCCGCGAGCUCGACAUCUACCGCGAAGAACGCGCCAACCCCGUCCCCGUCAAAGACCAGAAGAGCGCCGCCAUCAUCAUGCUGGGCGUCGGCGGUUGGUUCGCCCUCCACAACCUCGAGGAAGAGGGUUACCGCAAUUUCACCUCCGCCAUCGAUAAUGUCACCGGCCUGCUCGCCCACCGCGACCUGCCCCGGUUCGGAACCCGCGCUCGCCCUAUGCACCCCCUCGACGGCACCGGGAACGAGGUCUUCCUCGCCCCCGUCCACCCGCCCUGGUACGACGAGCUCCCCGAAAAGCGCAAGACGCCCGAGGGCAUCCAGGUCGGCGAGCUCGAGUCGUACAACGAAUACCUAGCCGGCAUCGAGUACGAUCGUCACCUCAGCCUGCUGUGGAGCUUCCCGGCCCUGUCGCAAGGCCAGCCCGAGACCAUCGUCGACCGCAACGACACUGGUUUCCACGUGGUCGACUCCGUCGCCGAGACCAAGGCCACCAUCCUCCUCAACCUGCGCUGCAAUGCCAAGCUCGACGCCAUGGACGGAUACCCUCACGACCGCACCUGCUGCACCGACUACGGUCGCAAACCCGUCGUCCAGCAGCUGCUCCUCUUCCUCGGCGCCCUCUACGUCGCCGCCUGCGUUGCCGUCGAGGCCCGUACCCUCUGGCGGUCGAAUGCUGCGGCCGACGGGCUUACGUCUCCACAUCCCUCCUCCUCGCGACGACGAUUAUUCCUCGACUUUGACAUGGCCAUCUUCGUCGCCACCCUGCUGUGCUGCUACUAUUUCGACCGCACCCAGAUGCUCCCCAAGGGCUCCAAGCAGUACGUCCCCGGGGAGUUCCAGUUCCUCUGCGGCCUGGUCCUCCUAGUCGCUCUCCUCUCGUUGCGCCGCUCGCACGCCCCUCCUUCCUCGCCUCCUCCGCCUCUCUCCGAAAACGGUCACGCCGAACCCGAGAUGGGCCCGUUCCUGUCGCGCGACCAGACCGACGAGUGGAAGGGCUGGAUAGUCCUCUUCAUCCUCAUCUGCCACUGGACCGGUGCCCAGGCCUUGGGCCCUCAGGUCGUCUUCCGGCUCUGCGUCGCCGCCUAUCUAUUCCAGACCGGCUACGGCCACGCCACCUACUUCCUCACCAAGAAGGACUUUUCCUUCCACCGCGUCGCCGCCGCCACCCUGCUCCGUCUGAACCUCCUCAGCUGCGCGCUCUCCUACGUCAUGAACACCGACUACACGUUUUACUACUUCGCCCCGCUCGUGAGCUUCUGGUUCCUCGUCGUCUGGGCCACCAUGGCCAUCGGUUCCAAGUACAACUUCAGCAUCAUUUUUGUCUCCCAAAAGAUCCUCCUCUCGAUGGUGUUCGUCCUUCUCCUCGUCCAGGUCACGCCCUUCCCGCGAUGGGCCUUCGCCCUCCUCCGCGCCCUCUUCGGGGUCAACUGGGACGUCGACGAGUGGGAGUUCCGCCUCUCCCUCGACCCCUUCAUCGUCUUCGUCGGCAUGGCCACGGCCGUCGCCCACCAGGUCCUGAAGAACACGGCGGCGCGCGCCCCCCCCGUCCUGCACUACCUGGCCGCCGUCCUCGGCGUGCUCGGCACCUUCGUCUUCUGGCUCGCCUGCAGCGGACAGAUCGAAGACACGGACCAGUACACGCAGUGGCACCCUUACGCCUCGUUCCUCCCCAUCCUCGGGUUCGUGGCCGUGCGGAACAUCCCCGGUCCCGUCGCCGCCGUCCGCACGUCCACGUCGCGCGCCAUGGCUUGGGUCGGUCGCUGCUCGCUCGAGGUGCUGACGCUGCACUUCCACCUCUUCCUGGGCGCGGAUACCAAGGGCGUGCUGCGGGUCGGGGGGCUCGGCGGCGACGGCAGCCUUUUCGGGGACAGGUGGAGGGAUUUGGUUUUCAUCGUCCCCUUCCUCCUGUGGAUCAGCUCUCGCGUGGCCGAGGCGACGGGUCGCAUUGUCAGAGUCCUCACCGAUACGGCGAAGAACGACGAGUUUGUCGAGAUGGGUCGGCAGGAGGAGGGGGGGGAAGGCGGGGAGCCCAAGGGGGGGGUGGAGAGGGACACGGACGGUCAUGAGCAUGGGUCGCCGUUCAGCAUCCCCAAAAUCGUCAGGGAUGCCCGCAGCAAAUACUCGGUCAACGAUUUGCGGGUCCGGAUGGGUAUUUUGCUGGGUGUCAUGUGGCUACUGAACCUGAUAUAUUGAUGACGAAGACCAAGACCUCUUGAGCUCUUGGAUCAAGAUGUGGGACGAUGGUUAGUUUCGCCGUUUCGUUCACUUCUGUUAUUACGGAUAUAUUCGGGUUUAUUUAGGGUUUAUUUCUCAGCGUUUAGCUGCAUGAGCUACGGCGCUUUGGGGUAUGAAUAUGUUUUGUAAAUGUUUAGGCGAUGCGAGAGGAGCUGAUUUUGGCGCAGAGCCGUCUGUCUGUGUAGGGUAAGGAGGCAUUGGAGGGAGAUGCCCGAAUUUUGUUGUCCUUGGGACGUUUUGCUCUUGCACUUUUCCUUCUUUUAGACUCGUUUCUUGGAUCACGAAGCAAAGCGAGCACUUGACAUUGAAUAUAUUAGGGACAGAGAGGCAAACGGCAACCCAACGUGCGAGUGC
Molecule: messenger RNA, 3274 nt
Organism: Sodiomyces alkalinus F11
Lineage: Eukaryota; Fungi; Ascomycota; Sordariomycetes; Glomerellales; Plectosphaerellaceae
Product: Cas1p-domain-containing protein
Exons: 3
Coding region: 215-2878 (887 amino acids)
Source: RefSeq, a predicted model, not a curated record